This is a messenger RNA of Cotesia congregata, 519 nucleotides long. The record is from the annotation of a GenBank genome assembly. NCBI's taxonomy places the organism in Eukaryota, Metazoa, Arthropoda, Insecta, Hymenoptera, Braconidae.
UUUGUGGUGAGUGGAUGUCGAGUGAAGAUGGGUAAAGUUGUUUACAAAGUAUUACUAAUGCUAUCAACGAUAGCCUGUGUUUAUUCACAAUUUAACUUUCACGAAGACAAACCCGGAUCUUGUCCACCGCCAUUACCUGUGCAAAUUUGUUCUAAGCCAUGCUUGGUUGAUGCACACUGUCAGGGAGCUGGUAAAUGCUGCCCGACAACCUGCGGAGGAUUAAUUUGCUCCAGACCUGUUACAACAAGAUCCGAGGAGACCGAAAAACCGGGAUCGUGUCCAGCAGUUCCUACCGGCCGUUGGGUUUGUUCGCCGACUUGUACUAUUGACAGCGACUGUCAAGGCUCUAGGAAGUGCUGCAAGAACCGCUGCGGCGCCUUAGCUUGCCAGAAACCGGACAUUAAUGUUGUUGAAUCGGUUGAACCAACAGUUGAUCCGAAGCCUAAUGUUAUUGAUAGAGAUUUGUCUGGAUUCAAUCCUAACAAUCCAUUUUUGUUUGAUAGAAGUACCAAUAAUUAA